This is a messenger RNA of Pogoniulus pusillus (Red-fronted tinkerbird), 1972 nucleotides long. Its product is annotated as thiol S-methyltransferase TMT1A-like. The transcript has 2 exons. The record is from RefSeq and is a predicted model, not a curated record. NCBI's taxonomy places the organism in Eukaryota, Metazoa, Chordata, Aves, Piciformes, Lybiidae. The coding region runs from base 877 to 1953 and encodes 358 amino acids. Gene Ontology annotation, molecular function: S-adenosylmethionine-dependent methyltransferase activity.
GGGGAGAGAUCCAGGGAUAACAAACUGCUGAGGAACAGGACAGCGUCCCCCAAACACAGACUAAGUGUCCAAACACCACAGUUAAGCCACGUAAGACAAGGAAAAAAAGACCUUCUCCACCUGGUGAAGGGAGCUGGAAGCAACCCGUGGCAAAACCCCGGGUUCGUUUUGGCUGGAAAAGCCCCCAAAGAUGCAUCAAAAGCCCCCAAAGAUGCAUCAAAUCCAAGCUAGGAUCAUCAAACGCAGUGGCACACUCGGGCUUCCAACUAGGGCACCCUCGGAGCUGCUGGGAAGGGUGGGCACAGAGGUCCCUCCGGGCGGGCACGCACCAGAAAUACUUCAAGGACACGGCGGGGCCCCGGGGGGGGUAUUACAGUUAGCAUCAGGUGGCGUUAAGCAAAGUGCUCCAAGAAAUAAAUAGGUCACUGCCCUCGGAGGGUGAGCAAAACAAAACCGAGCUCCCAAAUCAACCCAAGUGGUCCUGCCACAAGCCAGGGAAGAGCCAAGGAAGUGCCACACGCGAUCCUGAGGCAGAAUCACCUCCAUCCUCCAGCUGUCGGAGCCGUGGAGUUUGUUAGCCCGAGCCAGGUGGAGAGGGAAUCCUCAGCAAAUGGGCAAGUGAAGCUGCCCUGUAAGGCAGCUCCCAUCCUCCAGCUGUCGGAGCCGUGGAGUUUGUUAUCCCGAGCCAGAUGGAGAGGGAAUCCUCAGCGAAUGGUCGGUGAAGCUGCCCUGCGAGGCAGCUCCAGCUGUGGGUUUGUUUGCCUGGAGUCGGGACCAAAAGGCUGAUAAAAAACCCACAACUUGCUCGGGCUGGGGAGAGAACAAAACUGCCCAGAACUCAGGGAGCAGAGCUAAGAGAAUUGAUAGGAUCAUGGAAUGGGUUGGAAGGGACCUUCGAGGGUUCCAACCCCACCCUGCCGUGGGCAGGGACACCUCCCACCAGCCCAGCUCUCAUCCAGCCCGGCCUCGAACACCUCCAGGGAGAGGGCUUUAUGCCUGACACCCAACCUGCUCCGGCUGUCCCCUCCCCGCUCAAGUCCCCUCCCCGCUCAGGUGUCCUCAGCAGCUCUGCACAACCGCAGCGCUGCCGCUUUAAGAGAGCGUCGGGACGGACAGACAGACGGACGGGACGGACAAGUCGCGGGCAGGUGCGCCCCUAGCAAUAGCACCGGCUGCGACGGGAUGGGUUGUUCGUGCCCCGGCGGUCGGGCAGCUCCAGGGAUGCUGCUCGUCCUCCUCCUCCAGCGCUGCCUCCAGCUCCUCCUCUUGCCCAUCCACGCUCUGGCCUGCCUGGGCUUGUGGGACUCCUUCUACAAGAGACUCUUCCCGCACGUAAUGGCCAAAGUGGCUCCUGUCUACAACCACAAGGUCUACAAGCAGAAACAGGAACUCUUCAGCAGCUUAAGGAGAUUUGCAGGGCCCUUAGGCCAGCUCAGGUUGCUGGAGAUUGGCACAGGCACUGGCACCAACUUCCAGUUCUACCCAGCAGGCUGCCGCCUGACCUGCACCGACCCCAACCCCAACUUCAGGAUGUUCAUCCUCAAGAACCUCCUGCAGAACCAGCACCUCCAGCUGGAACGUUUGGUGGUGGCUUCUGGUGAGGACCUGCACCAGGUGGCAGACGGCAGCAUGGACGUGGUGGUCUGCACCUUGGUGCUGUGCUCGGUGAGCAGCAUCAGGAGGGUCCUGGAGGAGGUGCUGCGAGUGCUCAGGCAGGGUGGAGCUUUCUACUUUUUGGAGCAUGUGGCUGCAGACCACUGCAGUUGGACCUACUUUUGGCAACAGGUCUGUGACCCAUUCUGGAAGUACUUUGGGGAUGGCUGCUGCCUGAGCAGGGAGACGCAGGAGGAGCUGGAGAAAACCAACUUCUCGGAACUGAACCUGAGGCACUUCCAUGUCCCACCCUGCUGGAUCCCCACCAGCCCCCACAUCAUUGGGUAUGCAGUAAAAUAAAGGACCCUGAGCAGCCUGA